Xenopus laevis (African clawed frog) is the source of this 1722-nucleotide messenger RNA. RefSeq names its product protein kinase C delta type-like. Lineage: Eukaryota; Metazoa; Chordata; Amphibia; Anura; Pipidae. The record is from RefSeq and is a predicted model, not a curated record. The transcript has 9 exons. The coding region runs from base 1 to 1023 and encodes 340 amino acids.
AUGAGAGAAGCUGGACCUGUGAGUGUAGAAGCUCAACCUUCAAGGCUAAACCCGCUCAGUAUCUCCAGUUACAACUUCUACUCUAAGUUGGGAGCAGGAGGAUAUGGCAAAGUAAUGCUGGCUUCGUUAGGAGACAGGAGGCCAUAUGUGGCUGUAAAAUCUGUCGGCAAACGAGAGCUCCCAGAUUACAGCAGCCUUCUCUCAGAGUCUCAAGUGCUGAACAUCGGCAGACACAGCCCAUUUCUUUGCCAAGGCUUUGCCGCUUUUCAAACCCAGUGGCAUGCCUUCUUUGUAAUGGAGUACCUGAGUGGGGGAAGCCUUGAGGAUGAGCUGAAGCGACACGGGACGCUGCCCAUAGAGAGAGUACGGUUCCACUCUGCGGAGAUGAUUUGCGGCCUACAAUACCUGCACGGCCUCGGGAUUAUCCAUCGAGACAUCAAACCCAUGAAUGUUCUAUUGGACCAUCAAGGACACGUUAAAAUCUGUGACUUUGGCCUGGCAAAGCAAAGCAUCUUUGAUGGUGACCUAACAACUGGCCGGGCCGGAACCAUAGAAUACAUGGCGCCAGAGAUGCUGAACAGAAAAACAUACAAUGCAGCAGUAGACUGGUGGUCAUUAGGCAUCACCAUCUGCAAAAUAACCACUGGAAUGUCACCGUUUCACAACAGCGAGAACAUGGAUCAGCUCAUUUGUUCCAUCAAAAACCAUGAACCCAAUAUACCCGACUGGCUGGAUGAAGAUCUAAAACAUCUUCUGGGGCAGCUACUAGAAAAGAAUCGGAAGCAACGCCUUGGUGUUCGAGGAAACAUCAGAUGCCACCCAUUCUACAAAGCUAUCGAUUGGGCGGCACUGGAAGAGGAAAGAUUACAACCCCCUUACCAGCCGAGAACACCAUCACCAGACCUAUUCCAGCCGUGUAAAGAGAAGCUGUCAUUCCUGGAGUACAAGGAGGAUGAAGGAACAUCAGGGGGCAGUGACACCAUUGCCGGCUUCUCAUUUCAAAGUUCCACCUGGCUGACGUAAGUAUGUGUAGGUGUUUAAUCCAGCCAAUAAAAACAAUUUCCUAUUCCAUCAGCACAGGUUUUAUGGGACAAUGGACAUGAUUGUGGGCUGCAAGAACUUUUCCGCUUGCUGCAUGAAGGCCAGAUCAUCUCUUGCGAUUCCUGCUUCAACCAUCGGCUCCACCUUCACCUGGGAUUCCAUCUUCCAGGGUAUGAGACUGUUGGGUAACAUCAGGCCUAGAAUUAUGAGGGGCAGUCACUCAUUUGGCACAUCACACGUAAGUAUAGGUGGGUAUCUUUAUGUGAGCGAAUGUGUGAGUGAACGUGAGAUAUGAAAGGAUAAGGGUGUAACAGAAGGCAAAGCAGAGUCUAAGAUCACAGCCUGCUUUGUCUUCCUGCACAUCAUGUCUAUGGAACCAAUACCCUGUUAGUUAUUUAUAUAGUUCUAAAGUUCUCAUAGUUGGGUAGAAAUCCAGAUCAAGGGUUUUUUCCAUCUGAAGUAAGAUGUUUUUUUUUUUUUUUUACCUUGUCCUGGAAGUUAGUUAUUUAUAUAGCUCUAUAGUACUCAUAGUUGUGUAGAAAUCCAGAUCAAGGGUUUUUUCCCAUCUGAAGUAAGAUGGGGUUUUUUACCUUGUCCUGGUAGUUUUGAUGUUAAAUGAGCAAAGGGUGGGACAUAGACAUGUGCAGUUUAAGCCUCGUUUGUUGUCUUUGUUUGUCACGU